AUGUGUCACUACCUUAUACCAUCCCUCUCGCUGCCGGUCAUGCCCUCUUCUACUUUGAGCGCCACGGUGUCUGCUCUGCGUCUCGCUAGCGAGAUCGCAGACCCUAUUCCUGUCCCUGGCCUCUCGGUCGCUCUUACUACGGCGCUUAAGAUCGCAGAAUUGGCCCAGGACGUGGAUAACGCGCGGGACGCAUGUCGAACUCUAGCGGAGCAUGUCGCUCGCCUAGUGGUCGUCGUGCACGAGCGUCUGGACGCCCAGCGCAAGUCCUCAGAGCUUCACUACGACUCCGAACACAUAGAGACGCUUUUGAUCGCGCUGACGGAGGUGGAGGGACUCAUGAAGCGACGCAUGAAGAUGGGCAUUCUGCGGCGUUUUGUGAAAACUCCCCAGCUCAAGAAGGACGUCUCGGAGGCUCAGACAAAGGUCGAUAAUGCUUACAACGUCUUCCAGGUGGAAUCAGCCAUCAACAACUUCCACGAAGUCGCGCUCCUGAGUGUGAGACAGGUCCAGCUCCUUCGGCACGCACAAGAUGCGGAACGCACUCAAGAAGCCGUGUUUGCGCGCUUGAGUGACUAUGACAGUAAGCUUGACAAGAUCAUGCAGAAGGCGGGGACGAACCCCAACUACGAUGGCGUUAUGCGACUCUACGGACGAGACGAGCUAGAGCUGAUCGAAGACCUCGGCCCCGAUCCCAAAUCUAACGAGGAGCCACAUGCAGGAUCGUCGGACGAUAGCACGACGACAUCCCGUUUCGUGGCCAGGGUUCUACAGACGGGGCGUAAUGUCACCGUAAGACGGUUUACGAGGCCGGAUAACACGUUCAGCAACGCCGUCGGCGUGGCAAAGAAGAUCUGGCACCCCAACAUUGUAUCUGCCAUCGGAUAUUCUCGCGAGGACCCUACCAAUGCAUUCAUCGUAGAUGCAGGAGCUUACUCACGAACAUUCGAUGUAUUCACGCAAUCACUACGAGGCUACGACAAGCAGAUGUGGACAAAGAAAUUUACAAGACAACUUGUCUCGGCGUUGGUCUAUUUGAAGGGCUUUAGCGCAUCGCUCCAAUGGACGCCAGACGAAGAUAUGCGUCCAAUUAACGCAGACAAGGACCUCAUGAUUGUCCACUCUGGGGAAAUGUACAGCUUCUCCUGGAUAGUGGCACUCAUGCUUAUCCAGAUGGUCGAGCUACACGAGUCUGGCCGCGCUACGAUCCUGGCGUCGCAAGGUUCACCUUCAGUCGCAACCCCAGCUGCGCAACCCAAAUCCUACUCCGCGCUUGCGGAAGAAUGGCGCUCCCUCGCGCUCAUCGCCGACUACGACAGGGACAUCUUCCUCUGGUGGCGCAAUCGGGGUUUCCAGCUCCUGGGCAGUGCUUCUCAGUCUCGGAGCAAGGUAUAUUGA
Molecule: messenger RNA, 1395 nt
Organism: Epithele typhae
Lineage: Eukaryota; Fungi; Basidiomycota; Agaricomycetes; Polyporales; Epitheliaceae
Exons: 14
Coding region: 1-1395 (464 amino acids)
Biological process (GO): cell surface receptor signaling pathway
Source: RefSeq, a predicted model, not a curated record